UUUGCACAGUUGGUGAAAGACCUGUGCAUUGUCUGUUUAUUUUUUUCAUCGAUUUUUAAUAAAUUUUUAAAUGAAGCAGUUUUUGGAAGAUCUAUCGCAGUUCACCGGUUUCCCAGUGGAUCAGGUACGCUAUGUCACUGGGAUGUUCAUAACACUAUUUCUGGCUGUCCUAUACAACCUUUUCUUACCACCGAGCAACACCACUCGUUCUACAAGAUUGACUGUAGGCCUUAUAUGGGGCAUUAUGAUUGGAUGGUUGGUCUAUGAAAGUGCAAUUCUACAACUGAUUAUUUUACCAAUGCUAUGUUAUUUCCUCAUCUAUUUGGUUCCAUCAGAUAUAAUACACAGGUACACAUUUAUUCUCACUAUGACUUGGCUUUCUGUGAAUCACAUUUAUCACCAAAUUACUGAUUAUGGUGGCUAUAGACAAAAUGUUACAGGACCACUCAUGGUUAUAACUCAAAGACUAACAUAUGUGGCAUACAGCCUACAUGAUGGUCUUUGUAGAAAUGCAAAUGAACUUACAAUUGAACAAAGGCAACACUGUAUAAAGGAAAAACCGACAAUGUUGGAAUUUUUCAGUUAUAACUUACACUUCACAAUGUUUUUGGUUGGCCCAUCAUGUACAUAUUAUGAAUUUAUUCAAUUUAUUGAUGGUAAUAACAUGAAGGGAUACAAAGGAUUAUAUAAAAUACCUGUGAUAACAGUUGCAAUGAAAAUCUUCAAGGCCAUUACAUAUUUAGGACUAUAUGUUUUGGGAGGAUCUCUUCUCUCAGUUUACACUUGCAUAGAUUCUACAUAUCGUUCAAAAACACCAUUAUUAACAAAGAUUGUUCAUGGAUACCUUGUAAUUGGUGCAGUAAAGAUGCGUUAUUAUUUUGCAUGGACAUUUGGAGAUGGAGUUAUCAAUGCUGCAGGCAUGGGCUUUAAUGGAUAUGACAAAAACGGUGAACAGCGUUGGGAUGCAUUUACAAAUAUUAAAGUCAAAAACAUUGAGCUGGCUACUAAUGCACGAACCAUCCUUGAAAACUGGAAUAUUUGCACUGAAAAAUGGUUAAAACGGAUAAUUUAUUUUAGAGCAAAAAAUAAAGUACAAGGUGUGAUGACAACAGCUUUUACAUCUGCCCUUUUUCAUGGAUUUUAUCCUGGCUAUUACCUAUGUUUCAUAUCGACUGGUCUUAUAACUAUAUCAUCAAGAACGGCACGGCAUUCGUUCUGGGCUUUCUUUCAAGAGAGCAAGAGAAAGAAAAUAUUCUACGAUAUUUUAACGUGGUGUAUCACAAAUACAUUAGUCAGUUACUGUGUUCUACCUUUCAUGUUGCUGCGACUGGAGUAUGGCAUUAUCUUUUGGAGAUCAAUGUACUUCUUCGGUCAUUUUGUCUCAAUCCUUGGCUUUGCCUCCCCUUGGAUAAGCAAGAUGUUGGGUAUGUGGAAAGACAAAAAGCUAGAAGAAAGACAGAAAGAAACGAAAACGGAAGCAAUAAAUGGUCGUAGGAUCAUCAGAAACAUUGACGAUGACGAGAAAGAAAAAUGACUCAAUCAAAGUAUUUUAUAUUUAUCUCAAAGAUUGUGCCAGUUCUUUCCAUUACAGCAUUUCAUCCUCAAGCUUGUGUAAACUGCAGCUAACAAAACACUUUUCAAUUAACAAAAAACACCAUUUCACAAUUUUAUAGCCACCAGUUGAAAUCUUGAAAAGCUUUGUUCACUUACAACUACCUGUAACAUAAAGAAUAAUAUUGUUAUAUGUAAAAAUAUAUGAAUACAAUUUAUACUUAAAAAAAUUAAUGAAUAUUAAAACUAAAAAUCCUUUGCACAGGAAAGAUGGUAAA
This is a messenger RNA of Xenia sp. Carnegie-2017, 1829 nucleotides long. RefSeq names its product lysophospholipid acyltransferase 2-like. Gene Ontology annotation, cellular component: membrane. The transcript has 15 exons. Gene Ontology annotation, molecular function: acyltransferase activity. Gene Ontology annotation, biological process: lipid modification. Lineage: Eukaryota; Metazoa; Cnidaria; Anthozoa; Malacalcyonacea; Xeniidae. Bases 71 to 1534 code for a protein of 487 amino acids. The record is from RefSeq and is a predicted model, not a curated record.